Molecule: messenger RNA, 3788 nt
Organism: Sceloporus undulatus (fence lizard)
Lineage: Eukaryota; Metazoa; Chordata; Lepidosauria; Squamata; Phrynosomatidae
Gene: SLC60A1
Product: major facilitator superfamily domain containing 4A
Exons: 10
Coding region: 311-1846 (511 amino acids)
Source: RefSeq, a predicted model, not a curated record
GCGGUGCCACUUCCCAAGCCUGGCAUCGAGGCUAGAGAGGCUGGGCAAGGCUGGCAGGGAGGGAUCCUGGGCCAGGAGGAGGAGGAGAGGAAGGCAGGGACGCGUUUGAUCGUGGGCGGGAGGCAAGGGAGGGAAGGAGGCUGCAGGUGUUGCCUCUCCAGCUGGAAGAAGGAGCCAGGAUCGGGGGCAGCCAGGCUCCUGGGGGCCAGAGGCUUGCAAGCCAGGGAGGCAUGUGAGCCUUAGGAAGGGAGGAGGAGGAGGAGGAGGAGGAAGAGAAAGGGGAUCGGGGUCUUGGUCUGUGGCUGGAAGGAUGCUGUGGUGGUGGGACGCCCGGGUGGCCACGCUCUUCCAGCGCAACCUGCAGCCCACCUUGACCUACUGGAGCGUCUUCUUCAGCUUCGGCCUCUGCAUCGCCUUCCUGGGGCCCACCUUGCUGGACCUGCGGUGCCAGACCCAGAGCUCCCUCUCCCAGAUCACCUGGGUCUUCUUCUCCCAGCAGUUCUGCCUCCUCCUCGGGAGCUGCCUGGGGGGCCUCUUCAAGCGCACGUUGGCACAUUCUCUGCUUGCCCUCUUUGCAUCGUCACUUGCUAUCUCAGUGGUUUUUGCCAUCAUUCCCAUCUGCCAUAAUGUGGUGGUGCUCGCGGUAGUCAUGGCUGUGGCUGGGCUGGCCAUGGGGUGCAUCGACACACUCUCUAAUAUGCAGCUGGUGAAGAUCUACCAGAAGGAUUCGGCAGUCUUCCUACAGGCUCUUCAUUUCUUUGUGGGCUUUGGUGCCCUGCUGAGCCCUUUGAUAGCUGACCCAUUUCUGUCAGACACCAACUGCAUCUUAACAAAUGGCACAGCCAAUGGCAGCAGCAACCUCCCUCACAUCCGGAAAUCCCUGGUCCCCAAUCAUCCUGGGAAUUUCUCCAAUUAUGACCUGCCUACCAAAGGACUGGUGGUGACGCGAGUGUCCUACGCCUUCUGGAUUAUGGCUUUGAUCAAUCUGCCUGUCCCCUUUGCAGUGUUCCUAUUGCUCUACAAGGAACGGCUGGUGCCAUGCUGUCACAAGAACAGUCCCCCAUUGCUGCCUGCAGAUGAGCUGGCCAUGGAAACCAGGAUAGCUGACAGGGAUGAUUCUUCCACUUCCUCACCAAAACUUCAAACAGAAAUAGGGCACAAUGACCUCUUUGGAUGCUGCCAGAGCAAGAACUUCAUAGGAGCUCCUUGCUCUUACUUUGCUGUCCAUGUGACUGGAGCCCUUCUUCUCUUCAUGACUGAUGGCAUCUUGGGGGAGUAUUCUGGUUUUGUGUACAGCUAUGCUGUGGAGGAACCUCUCUCAGUGGGGCAUAAGAUGGCUGGCUAUUUGCCUAGUCUCUUCUGGGGUUUCAUCACUCUGGGCAGGCUCAUCUCUAUCCCUGUGUCAUACAGAAUGAAGCCAGCAACCAUGGUUUUCAUCAAUGUGGUUGGAGUGCUUAUAACAUUUUUCCUGCUACUGAUCUUUUCCUACAGUGUGGUCUUUUUAUUUGUGGGAACUGCAUCUCUUGGUCUAUUUCUCAGCAGCACUUUCCCUAGCGUGCUGGCUUACACUGAAGACAUCCUCCAAUACAAAGGCUGUGCCACUACUGUGUUGGUGACAGGAGCAGGAAUUGGAGAGAUGGUUCUGCAGUUACUGGUUGGGUCGAUCAUUCACGAUCAGGGCAGUUACAGUUUCCUGGUCUGUGGAACCAUCUUUGGAGCCUUGGCCUUUACUUUCUACAUCUUCCUUCUAUUCUUCCACAGGAUGCACCCACAGCCCCAGUCAGAUAUGGAUCUGUCACCUGAUAAACCACCACCGAUAGGGGAGCCUGAACUUUAUCAGAGCUAAACAAAGCAGUGGGUUUGUAUUUGGAUCAAGCACAAUGUCACUCUCCAACUGAAAGAUUUGCUCUCACCGCCUGAUUUCAAACUACCUGAAUUUUCUACAAUCAGACUUGUUGGUUACAACUUGUUCUCAUCAACCAGUCAUCCAUCAUUACCAGAGAAGGUUCACUGCAGAAGGAAUUAAGAGACAAACUGCAGAAUUCUAGAAGGGCUGAAAAUUUUGAUACAUGAAAGUUUAAACUCCUCUGGUACACUCCUUUGUCUGUCCAGGAGCUCAGGUGGUGGGGGAAAUGUAUUGAUGUUAUUUUACAGACCUUGAGUGAGAGGUCUCCUAGGUUUUUAUAUUCACUCUAAACAGGAGGCAGCUAUAGGCAGUGGGCACCCUUUCCUAAUUUGGUAAGAGGCAAACUAUUUGUUACUGGGUAAUUUUUAAAAGCCUUUUAAUCCCAGGUCUUCUAUACAACCAGCCACAUUAAGAAACAAAUUGCAGUAAUUCAAUCACCCAAUCAGUUGUAAUAGUCAAAUCUUAUAGGACUCUACCUGGGAUUUUGCUGUGGCCACACAGUGGAAAGAUCCAAGUACCGGUGAUAGUAUAAUGAUAGCUUGAGCUGUGUUGAGUGUACUGACCUUUCAAAAUUUGCACAGUAGAAUGAAUAAGAUCUGUGGGCUGCCAUAUUAGGCAGAACAGCCUAACUCCUGAAGUAUAUGAAGCCAAAUGUCAAGUCCUUUCCAUUUGUGCAAUAUAAUAGGUGCCUUCCAGGAGCAGAACCUUUCAGAGGUACUGAAUAUCCAGAUCAUGCUGGUUAUUUUCAUGACUGCUACAAAUGAAGGUAUUGGGAUAGUUUUAAGACAUAGCUUUAGCAGAAUUGAGCUAGUUUUGUUGCAAGUGUUGUCCCACGGAUAUACAUGUGUAUGUAUAUAAAGGAAUGUUGUAAUAUUGUUCUUGUCGCAUGAACUCGUGGAGUGACUUUUAAGAUGGGACCUAGCAACUUCACUCAAGCAGAGCUAUUUUUUCCAAGAGGCUUGUUGCACUGCUCAUUUCAAAACUGUACAUUAUACUGAAUUUGUGUUGCCAUUUGGCUUUACAGAUUGCUAUGUUGCAUGGGUAUGCACACUCAUUUUUGAUUUUCAUGUCAUCUGAAUCUUAAUAUACACCUUCCUUGAUUACAGAGCUUGUGUGUUCUUCUGGCCUUAAGUUGUAUAGCAUGGACACUAACCUUUUCUAAUGAACUGUUUGUGCCUGUUGGUUAGUGGAAUUCUUGCAUUAGAAUACACAUCCAGGUAGACAUUAAUCAGAUUCAGUAAAGCAUGAUCUUAUGUGAACCUGAAUAAGGUGGCUUGGGUAACACAGAUAACUGGAGUUUUAACUAUUAAGACUAUUAACUAUUUAACUAUUAACUACAGCAACAAGCAGGCACCUCCCAUGCCUGUAAAGAGAGUAAAGGUAUUUCCUGGCUUGUAGCAAACCCUGGUCUACCAUAUUUGGUGAAACUAUAAAACCAAGAUUAGAAAAUUUUAACUAUAUCCUCCUAUCUGCAAGGGAAGGAGUAGGCAUACACCCAACUUUACACCUGCUUGUUCCUAUAACAGCAUUGUGUUUCAAGUGUGACUUUCUAUGUAAAACAAAAAUCAGAAUAUGUAUUUUGAAGUCAUAAGUGAUGAGAAUUCCUGAUUGUUUUAGUAUAAAUCAUAUAUAUUUAUUAGAGCAGAGACACUGACAGUAUGGUAUAGAAGAACCUUUUUCUGCCCAGUAAUUGCCAGCCAUUCCUCAAAAAAGAAGAAACUAUCUCUGUGUCCUGUCCAUUCUGUCCAUUCCAGACAAAUUUAAAUUCAGCACCCAUAAAAUUACAAGGGCAGAGCAUGCUGCAUUUGAUGCCUAUGAAGGACAUUUCCCAGAAUAAAACUGUGGUGGCUGCAGAAUUUGUUUUGAGGAGAGUGUAUGGAAA